AUGUCAAAUGCACAGAAUUAUCCACAAGUUCUCGAAUUUUUGAGACAAUGUGAUCUUUUAGAAUAUUACGAUAGACUUAUAUCGGAAGGUUUUGAUCAGAUGCGAUCUUUGUUUGAUAUAACAGAAAUGGAUUUAAUAGCAAUGAAUGUGAAAAGGGGUCAUCGUAGACGUAUACAACGUGAAAUAGCCACAAUGAAAGGAAUACCGACAAGCCAACCAUUACACAUUCAAUCCGAACCAGGAUUAGGACCAAUCGGUGAUUAUUCAUCAUCAACCACUUCAGCGUCGACAAAUCUAUCAACGUCAAUGACAAAUCCUGGUAAAAAUCUAAUUCCUACUAUUGCUGCUGCACCUGGUUCUUCUAUACCAGUAUUAAUUGACGGUUCAAAUGGAGGCAGAAGUCGUGAAUCAUGUGCUCGUCAUCAACCACCAAAUCUUCUUCCUCCACUUAAUCAUAUUCAACAAAGUUUUUACAACAAUAAUAAUGAGUCAUCAUUUCAACGACAAAUCGCCCUAACAUUAUCUAAACCUUCUACAAUGACCAUUAAUCAACCCUCCAGAAACAUUGCUGCUACUGCUGGUGAUACUACUGCUAAAUUUAAUAGUAAUAAUGAUCAAUCUUCUUCUUCAUAUCCAUUACCCAACAAAACCAAUCUUAAUCUCACCCUCAAGAAUCCCAACGAUCCCAAUAAUAACGAAGAUGCAAAUAAUAAUAAUGGUAAAAGAAAAUAUAAACGACAUCCAAAAAGAGACAAGAAUGCUCCGGUAAAACCAUUAUCAGCCUAUGUGAUGUUUUCUCAUAAAGUUCGUGAGGAGUAUCAGGGUAAAAAUAUCUCUUUCCCUGAUAUGGCUAAAAUAGUUGGUGAUCGAUGGAAAUCUAUUCCAGCGGAAGAGAAAGAAAUGAUAGAGAAUGAGGCAGCCAAAGCAAAAGAAGAAUAUUUGGCUGCUAUGACCGUCUAUAAAACAACAGAUAAGUGGAAACAAUAUCAAGAGUACCUUAGAGAUUUUAAAGAAAAACAUGAUCCAAAUUGUAAAUUAUCGUCAGAUCGUGAAUCAAAUAAAGGCAGAAAAAGAUCAAAAUUCAAUGUUAAUUCGCCUGAUUCAGAUCAAACAACUAAUUCAGGUUACUCGAGCACAAGGUCUACUUCUCUUGAAAUAAUAAAACUACUGGAUCUUCAACAACAACUACAUCAACUUUUGCUAAUAUUUCUUCCAAUUCCAAUGCUUCAACUUCCAUUUCUACAAACAAUUCUUCCACCAGCUUAUCACCAAAUAUCAAUAAUACUUCUUUAUCAGAGCGAGAAAAAAGUUUUAGGAACAAACAUGGGGGGUUUUUGA
This is a messenger RNA of Entrophospora sp. SA101, 1338 nucleotides long. The record is from the annotation of a GenBank genome assembly. Lineage: Eukaryota; Fungi; Glomeromycota; Glomeromycetes; Entrophosporales; Entrophosporaceae.